This is a messenger RNA of Pygocentrus nattereri (red-bellied piranha), 8101 nucleotides long. RefSeq names its product Rho GTPase activating protein 5 (gene arhgap5). The transcript has 7 exons. Bases 424 to 4929 code for a protein of 1501 amino acids. The record is from RefSeq and is a predicted model, not a curated record. NCBI's taxonomy places the organism in Eukaryota, Metazoa, Chordata, Actinopteri, Characiformes, Serrasalmidae. Gene Ontology annotation, biological process: signal transduction. Gene Ontology annotation, molecular function: GTPase activity; GTP binding.
GUCGCCAUUACCGACUGGAAUGAGAGGGGAGGGAGUCAGGCUCGGAUUACCAGCAAACCACAAAUACUGUUAAAACAGGUUAAAACUCUUCUUGUCGAAAAUCUCUCGGAUUCUUCCCGACGCCCGAACCUAAGGAGCGUUUGGAAUUGUGUUCCUUGUCCGACUAGGUGGGAUUAAAGAGGGGAUAUUGGGAAUGCCUCCUCCUCUCUGUGGUGUCGGGAGCAGGGAGCGACCAUGUUAGGUAGGUGAUACCCAAGGGCAAGUGCAGCUGCCCCGUGGCGGAUGGUCCUGAGGAAAAGGAAAAACGACCGAGUGAGUUCCGAGUGAGACAUGGAAAUGCAUCACCAGUAGCAAAUGGAACUUCAUCCUUGCCUUGCUGGCAGACUUUGCUUGGAGUGACAACGCAAUGAGAGGGGCGGUAUAAUGGCCAAAAAUAAGGAGCCCCGUCCGCCGACAUAUGCUAUCAGCGUUGUUGGGCUCUCAGGCACUGAGAAAGAAAAGGGCAACUGUGGUGUAGGCAAGUCCUGCCUGUGCAACAGAUAUGUGCGCCCCAGCGCGGAUAGCUACUACUCGGAGCACACUUCUGUGUUGAGCACAAUUGACUUUGGAGGGCGUGUGGUGAAUAAUGAUCACUUUCUGUACUGGGGGGAAGUACUACACAGAGGGGACGAUGGCCUUGAGUGUAGAAUUCAAGUCAUUGAACAGACUGAAUUUAUUGAUGAUCAGACCUUUUUGCCUCAUCGGAGCACAAAUUUGCAACCGUACACUAAGCGGGCUGCAACUACAAAGCUGCAGUCCGCUGAGAAGCUGAUGUAUAUUUGCACAGAUCAGCUUGGCUUGGAGCAGGAUUUUGAUCAGAAACAGAUGCCAGAUGGGAAGCUGAAUAUUGACGGCUUUGUCUUGUGCAUAGAUGUAAGCAAAGGAUGCAAUAGAAAAUUUGAUGACCAGAUGAAAUUUGUCAGUAGCCUUUACUCACAAAUUACCAAGUCAAAAAAACCCAUUAUAAUUGCUGCAACAAAAUGUGAUGAGUGUGUAGAGCAAUAUUUAAGAGAUGUCCAAACUUUUGCUGCAAGCAAAAAGAAUCUUCUGGUGGUUGAGACUUCGGCUCGAUCGUCUGUCAAUGUGGAGCUCUGUUUUAAUGCUCUGACCCAGCAAAUGGACAAAACACGAGGCAAACCCAAAAUUAUCCCUUAUUUGGAAGCUUACAAAACACAGAGACAAUUAGUAGCCACUGUCUCAGACAGGUUUGACAAACUCAUUGUGCAAACCGUUAAAGAUUAUCACACAAGUUGGAAAAUUGUGAGCAGUACUUUGAAAAACCACUCAGACUAUGAGGAGUACAUCAACUUGGAAGGCACCAAAAAGGCUAGGAGCACCUUCUCUAAGCACAUUGAACAGCUGAGGCAAGAGCAUAUCAGGAAGAGGAGGGAGGAUUACCUCUCCAGUCUGCCAAAAAUUUUGAACAAGUUGCUUAACAACUUAGAAGAGAUUGAGAACCUGAGCUGGGCAGAUGCCCAGAACCUCAUGAAGAGCAGGGCUGAGUUUCAGUACUACUUUGUUGUGCUAGAGCAAACCCCUUGGGAUGAGACAGAUCACAUUAACAAAACGGAUGACAGAAGAGUGCCCUUUGACAUCCUCAAAACUUCAGAAGGCGAGAGGAUUUAUCAAAACCACGUCCAGCACUUGAUAUCAGAGAAGCGGCGACUGGAAAUGAAGGAAAAAUUCAAGAAGACACUGGAGAGAGUGCAUUUCAUAAGUCCUGGCCAACCCUGGGAGGAGGUUAUGUGUUUUGUCAUGGAAGACGAGGCUUACAAAUAUAUAACCGAAGCUGAUCGCAGAGAUGUUUACGGACGACAUCAGCAGGAAAUUGUUGAAAGGGCCAAAGAGGAAUUUCAGGAAAUGCUGUUUGAGCAUGCAGAGUUGUUUUAUGACCUGGAUUUGAAUGCCACCCCAAGCUGUGACAAAAUGAGUGAAAUCCACGCUGUACUUAAUGAGGAACCCAGAUAUAGAGCUCUUCAGAAACUCGCCCCAGAUAGGGAGUCCCUUUUACUGAAACACAUUGGGUUUGUUUAUCACCCAACCAAGGAGACAUGCCUGAGUGGGGCGAGCUGUGUGGAUCUGAAAGUUGAGCAGGUCCUUGCAAACAGGCUUGUUCAGCUGGACCAUGGUCGUACAAGUCUGUACUACAACAGUGCCAAUCUUGAUAAAGUCAACUUGUGUCUUAUUGGCAGAGAAGGACUAGCUCAAGAACUUGCAAAUGAAAUAAGAGCUCAGUCCACUGAUGACGAAUACACCCUGGAUGGUAAGAUCUAUGAGUUAGAUCUCUUGUCCGUUGAUGUAAAUUCUCCCAUGCUUUUGAACCAUUCUUGGGUAUCGACUUUCAAACCUCAUGGGUUCUUCUGUGUCUUUAGUUCAAUAGAGUCACUCAAUUACAUCGGUGACCGCAUAAGCCGAAUCCGAGCUGAGAUCACCCAGAGCAGAAGAGACAGGUUUACCCAGCCAUUGCCAUUUAUCCUUAUCUUAGCCAGUCAGCGAGACAGCGUUUGCAAAAACAUGCCUAUUUUAAGGCAUCAGGGCCAACAGCUUGCCAAUAAGCUACAGUGCACAUUCAUAGACAUACCCUCUGGGACCUUUCCACGAAAGUUUAAUGAGUCUCAAAUAAAACAGGCACUCAGAGCAGUCCUAGAGGGCCUAAAGCACAAUUUUGAUGUGAUGAGCCCAAUGCCCUCCAUCAAAGAUCUCUCUGAAACAGAUUUGCGGAUAGUUAUGUGUGCCAUGUGUGGGGAUCCGUUCAGUGUUGAUCUUAUUCUUUCACCUUUUCUGGACUCGCAUUCCUGCAGUGCUGGUCAGCCUGGCCAGAGCAACACCCUGAUCCUCGACAAAAUCAUUGGCGACAGUCGCAGACGCAUACAAGUCACCGUCCUCUCAUACCACUCUUCAAUUGGAAUCAGAAAGGAUGAGUUGGUCCAUGGAUACAUACUUGUCUAUUCAGCAAAACGAAAGUCUUCCAUGGCUAUGCUGCGCGCAUUCUUGGCAGAAGUCCAAGAUGUCAUUCCAGUCCAAAUGGUGGCCAUCACAGAUAGCCAGGCUGAUUUCUUCGAGAAUGAAGCAAUCAAGGAGCUGAUGACUGAGGGGGAGCACAUUGCCACAGAAAUCACAGCUAAAUUUACAGCGCUCUACUCCUUGUCACAGUACCAUAGGCAGACUGAAGUGUUCACACCAUUUUUCAACGAGGUGCUUGAGAAGAAGAAUGGCAUAGAGAGCUCCUUUAUGUUUGACAACACACGGGAUGGACCGGGCACCACUGAAGAUGUCUUCCCCCAGUCACCUCACAGUCACUCACCAGCCUACACAUACUAUCCUGACUCUGAGGAUGAUGCAGAGGGACCACCACCUUAUAGUCCUAUAGGGGAUGAUGUGCAGCUGCUGCCCACCCCUAGUGAGCGGAAGUAUAGAAUCGACUUGGAAGGGAACGAGUACCCUGUCCACAGUACGCCAGUAGGUGAACAUGAACGCAACCACAAAGUGCCUCCUCCUGUGAGACCUAAGCCUGUGCUAACCAAGCCCAAUGUUAAGAAACUAGACCCCAACCUUUUGAAGACCAUUGAGGCUGGAAUGAGGAGCACCAGGAGAACACGAGGUCCAAUGAUGGUCCAUGGUGAGGAUCUUGAAGCGUCUGAUAAUUAUGCAGAGCCUGCAGACACUCUGCUCAAAUCCAAAGGCUUCAGCGAUGACAUUUACGUUGUGCCAGAGGACACCCAUAGCAGAAUAGUGAAGAUGCGCAACUCUUUUGGUGGGCUUCAUGGGCUUCAUGGCGAUGAGGAGAAUGGUUUUGACCGCAUGUCAAAGUCUCAGGGUGGCCGAAGGCCCUCUAAAUACAAACAUCGUUCGAAGAUCCUUUUUAGCAAGACUAAAGCAUACCAUAGACGAGUUCACUCAGAUGUCAGUGAUGAUGACUCGGGGCCUGCAGUGCAAAAGAAGAAAAAAGGAAGGGGUAACCGGGGCAGUGAAGAAGACCCUCUACUCUCACCCGUCGAUCCUUGGAAAGUAGGGAUAGACAAUCCAGCCAUCACCUCAGACCCAGAGCAGGAUGACAAAAAGCCGAAGAAAAAGAAAGCACCGAAAAAUAAGGAACCCAAAAAGGUAAAAGUAAAGACUACAAAGCCUUUAUAUCCACCAACUCGGAGAAACUGGGAAAGCAACUACUUUGGGAUGCCUCUGCAAAAUGUGGUCACUCCUGAGAGACCUAUUCCAUUAUUUAUUGAGAAAUGUGUGGACUACAUUGAACGCACAGGUCUUACCACAGAGGGCCUGUAUCGUGUGAGUGGGAACAAGACUGAUCAAGACAACAUUCAGAAACAGUUUGACCAAGACCACAGUGUGGAUUUCAUGGCGAUGGAUGUUGCUGUGAAUGCUGUGGCAGGGGCACUGAAGGCUUUCUUUGCUGAUCUACCUGACCCCCUCAUCCCCUACAGUCUCCAUCCAGAACUAGUGGAAGCAGCUAAAAUAGUGGACCACAUCGAAAGACUGCAGGUGCUGAAGGAAAUUGUGAGGAAAUUUCCUCCUGUGAACUAUGAAGUUUUUAAAUAUGUCAUCACCCACCUUAACAGGGUGAGCCAGCAUAGCAAGACCACGCUGAUGACCGCAGACAAUCUCUCCAUCUGCUUCUGGCCCACGCUUAUGCGCCCAGACUUCGAGAACAAGGACACGCUGUCCACCACCAAGCUUAACCAGUCGGUAAUCGAAAGCUUCAUCCAGCAGAGCCAGUAUUUCUUCUAUGACGGCGACAUCACAGAGCCGUCCAGCGCAGAGGGCACACCGCCUCCGCACGGCCACGGCAUGGUGGAGUCCCUGCUGGCCCUCCAGCUCCCUCCCCCAUUGCAGCCGCAGCAGAUCCAGCACCCGCUGCCCUCCGAGCCCCUCAUAUAAUACACGCACAGAUACACCCAAUGACCAUUGCCAUCUCAGCCGACUGCAUCACGCACUUGCGUGGAGUGUCUUUAAAAAAAAUGGGAAAAGGAAAAACGUCAACGCUCAUUUUUAUACCAGGAGGACAGAGUGAUGUGACCGUAUUCGCAAAUAUGCAUUUCUUUUGUUGUUAUUUUUCCCCCUUUUUUCUCUUUUAUUUUUAAACUUUGUCCAGAUUUCAAAUGGUGACUGAAAAAAAAAAAAGUGACAAUUCAAUGUUUGUUAAUGAGAUGUGGUUAACUGGCCUGCUGUGGCAAGCAUGCAGAUUUGACUGCAAUUAUAUGGAAGAUAUAUUUAUACUGCAGUUUUUUUGUUUGUUUGUAAACAAAACUGAACUGUCAAUCAUUCGCUGAAAUGUACACUACAUGCACGAUCUAUUUUAACGGAUUUACCUUUACGUGCCAUUUUGUCUCCCCCCCUCUCAUUAUUUUGCAAUGGACACUUUUCUUUUUUAGAAAAGAAAGAAAAUGGAAAUGUGGUGAUAGUAUCCCAAGGCAUUGUGACAGUUGGGAUGACACCUUGUGACACAAGAUAAAACGGUACCACUUUACUGUAAAGCAGUGUUCAUGAGGCUACAUGAGACCUACAUGACAUCUGAUAAACCUACAUAAACAUUUACAAACACUUCAAUUGCUGUAAAGGUUGCAUUUGCCAGCUUUGAUGACAAGUUGACAAUAUCUAUGUCAGGUGAUAUCAGGCUGUAUUAUAACUAUAGUUGGCUGGUAUAAUAGUUGUAAGGUAUUCAAAAAUAAUGCUGCUGUGUGAUGUGUCAAUUCUCUGAACGGCCAAAUACACACAUCGCACCUAUUUAUAUGUCAGAGAUGCUUAGUGAUUGGUGGUGUGGGAGCUCACCAAUAGCUGUUGCUGACAGAAAGAGGCGAAAAUUUAGAGCCAGAAAAGCCUCAGAAAGCAUGUUUAAAUUCAGCUUUCACUCUUAACCCAAUCACUCAACUUUGCGCUCUCAUAUCAUCUAAAUAGAUGGUAUUUUAGCACCAGUUAGCUUGAACCAGGCCUGUGCUGUGGUGUGAAGAAUGUUUCAAGUCAACAAGCAUUUAUUGUCAUUCCAUCUGUGUACAAGUAGACAGUGGAGUGAAAUUACGUGUUUGGCCUGCUAAGUGAUCAUUAGCUCAGCCAAAACACUUCAAUACAAACACCACAGAACAGGUUCGAUUUUGGCUUUAUUUCAUUCCAACACCAGUUCUAUCAGACAUUCAUUUUUAUCAUCUGCACCUUCUGCAGAGUAUCAGUUAAUAAUUAUCAGACCUGUACUGUAUUGGACGGUUUGCUCUGUAAGCUAAUGCCAAGUUGUCAGAUUAAGCUACAGAUGCAAACGUCACAGAACAGAUUUAUUCCACCUUUCUGUCCUUUCAGCACCAGUUGCUUGACUUUACUCCCACAGAUUUGAGUCAUCUGAACUUGUCUGUACUUAAUUAGCCAGAAUCGAACACGUUCUGUGGGGAGCAGAGCUGUAAUCAGUAAUGUAAUCAGCUAAGCCAAUGUUAACCAGCUCCUCUCUCCUAAAUAGCAGUACUAUUUAUAAUUUAGCGAUAGAUAGAUGGUUUGACAUUUAGUGAAUGAUGGCUUGAAAAAUCAUGCACUGUGUUCACUUUGAAGUUUGAAGAUAUGAAACAAGUGGAUACCCACCAACCCUAGUUAUGGCAUUUUUUGGGGUGACGUUGUAGCUCAGUAUAUUUCACAGUGACAUAAUGAUGCUAAUAUGACACAGCUUGCCAGUUAGGCUGGUUCAACAAAAAAAUUGUGACCCUUAGAGGGAGUUUACAUUAUAACGUCUAUAAGAUUUUAGACAUCACAUCUUAAGCAUUGUCACUAUGAUAUUUACAAAGGGCCAAAGUCCAUUAUUAUAAGACACUGAGCCAUUUUUCUCAGAAAAAAAAGUCAGAAAAAAAAAAUCACCUGAUGUACAUGUUGAAAAAGUCUUUAUAUAUAUUUUUUUUUAUAGUUUUAUGUCAGUUAUUAGCUUAUGUAUGCAUCAUAACCUCAUGAACACAGUCCUGCAGUAAAGUGUUACCAUCGAAAAAGACAACCACACUAGCCUGGGAGGGACCCCAGCAGCGAGAAGCCUGCAGCCCCUCACAGUCGGAAAGCCACAGAAGGGAAAUACCCCACUGGAACUCUAUGGCACAUCUCAGAAACCCAGGCUUUUUUGACUUUGGCUUGGCUAACUUAACCCUGUUGCAGUCCUUUUUUCGGUUUUCUUUUUCUUUUUUCUCUCUGUCUCUUGAAAAAAUAUCUUGCACACCAACAGGCAUUGAAGUAGUUGUUUAUUUGUUUCAUGAACUAAAUUUGCAUGUCAUUUGCCACUUGUAAUAACUGAAAGAUAGAAAGACAAAAGAAAAAAAAAAACAAGCUUAACUGUUUUUAUGCAAGCCUUUUUAAAAAAAAAUCUAACUUGUUUGAGGGAACAUUAAAUUGGGGUAAAACUAUAUUCACUCGUUUUAUCAUGCCAUAGAUUCAUUUUUAAUAUCAUAUUUUGAUUUAGUUUCCCUGAAUAGAGGAAAAUAUAUAAAUAUAAAUAAAUAUAGAUAAAUAUAUAUAAAUAGACUAUAUAUGUCAGCACAGUUUGCUGACAAAUCAUGGGGUACUGGAGCUCUGUAUAAUCUUGUAAAACUUGUAAUCAGAUUUCUUUGUGGUAUGCUGUACUAAAAUUUGGGGUUAGAUUAACUGACUGUUCUUAAUUCCCUUUUUCCCCCCCUUUUUUUUCCUUUUUUUUUUUUUUUUAGAUGGUACUGAAUUUUGUUCCGCUGUAACAGAUGCUGCUUAGAGAGCUUACAGUCUUUGUAUGGAAACUAGCUUGACACAGGGAUGUGUAGAAUCUGUGAGAUUGACAGGGGAAGCUUGUAUGUGAAAGGAUGGUCGCAGAAACGAUAGGGUUUACUUCUCAAAAGCUUUGUAAGACAAGAUUUAUAUCUCAGUCAAAUCAAUAUAACAAGAGGAAAGGGCUCAAAUAGGUUUGGGGGAAGCGCACAGCUGCUAGGAUCCCAUUUGUGUAGUUAGAAAGAGCAACAUUUGUUCAUAUGACCUGCCUCAUUCAAAACUGAUGUACAAACUGAAAAAAAAAAAUUUAACAUCAUCUGCUAUGUAUUAUAGUAAAUAAAUGAUUUUGACAAAUGAA